Messenger RNA from Acipenser ruthenus (sterlet), 3771 nucleotides. RefSeq names its product Krueppel-like factor 15. Gene Ontology annotation, biological process: regulation of transcription by RNA polymerase II. Lineage: Eukaryota; Metazoa; Chordata; Actinopteri; Acipenseriformes; Acipenseridae. Gene Ontology annotation, molecular function: RNA polymerase II cis-regulatory region sequence-specific DNA binding; DNA-binding transcription factor activity, RNA polymerase II-specific. The record is from RefSeq and is a predicted model, not a curated record. The coding region runs from base 792 to 1958 and encodes 388 amino acids. The transcript has 4 exons.
UUGAUCUCCUAUGUUUUAGUUUCAGCAUGUCAUUGUUUAUUCUGUGUGUGUGUGCCAGCGUUUUCCAUGUGAGCGAGUAUGACUCUGGAGGGUGAGGGCCCGUGGAAUCCGGCAACAAGGAGACGUCAUCCCACGACUUCGGCUGAGCCUCCGAGUAAAGACAGCCAAUGAGCGCAAAGCUAUCAAGUCGAGCCUUCACUCGGCGAGCCAAUAGGAGCGUUAGAAUAGAUUCCGAGCCCCCGGGUUGAGUCAUGAGACUGGCCUGACUUCAGGAGAGAGGCUGCCAACAUGGAACUGGAAGAAGCUUGUGGGAAGGUGGCCGCUGCACUUUAAACGAAUGCUUUGACUAACUUUGAGGAGCGCCUGUUCGAAGAAGUUAAAGGACAUACAGAUUACUGCUAAGGGUCUGAAAGUAAUUUGACACAGAGAAUCUAGUUGGUGUUGUGUGAUUGACAGCUGUGACGUCCAAUCGGAGUGUCUUUGAUUUCUGGCUGCCCGCCAUAUGGAAUAUCCGGCCAAUCAGGAAGAAGAGGGAAGCUGCACUAUCAAUUUACAAACGAGAAGCGCACAAGCUAGUCACAUGGCAGUCGAUCUGUCUUGUUUUAUGUGGGCUGAAUUAUGCUCUCGUUGUGUGGUAGACGGGAUUAGGUCGAGAUCAUUACUCCAGGACCUGCAGCGUGUGUGCUGAUGAGCUCAACUGGAUUAUUUGGGAUUAUUAACGUUUUUAUCAUCCGCCCUUUUUAUCCUUCAGACAGCGCUCGCAAGCUUGCAAACGCUGUGGACAAAACCAAAUGGUCUCAGUCAGCCACGAGCAAGCGUUCCCCAUCAACUCGGAUGCUUUGACAGCAUCGACGGCAGCUACAUGCGAGAACAGCGUGCUGCCUUUCAGAGCCAUGGCGCCCUCUGUCUGUGGGGAGGAGGGUUACGAGAGCAGCGACUCCACCAGCUCAGCGUCCUGCUCAAGCCCUGGGUCCCGGGACACUGGCAGCCUGAGUUCCAGCCCGCUGCAGGACAGUGACGUGCUGGGGCUCCUCUUCUCCUCUGUGCUGGACCAAGAUGGGAGUCCCCAGCAGUUCAGGCUGCCAGACUUUUACUCCAGCCUCUCCAGUGACUUUUCUCCCACCCUGGAGGAGAUUGAGGAGUUCCUGAAGGAGAAGAUGGAGCCAGUCAAGCAGGGACCCUCGGAGCUGGAGGUUAAGCAGGAACCUGGCUCGCAAGUAGAAACUUCACCUGCCAACCCUGAAGAAGGGGCAACAUUGGCAUCACCCAGCAAUGCCCCAGGCACUACCUCAACUACCCCAGCCUCCCCGGCCAUUGUGGUCUCCACAGCCCCAAUGGAAAGCAUGUCCAUAUUGUUCCAACUUCAGCCUUUACAGCUUGCCACCCCUACUGGGCACCAGGCAGCACGAACUAGCCAGGGUAGCCUCCAAGUUGCCCAUUUGGUGAUCAACGUCCAGAGUGCCCCGACCGUGACGUUGUUGCCUCAGACGGUGGCUGUAUCGACCACUCAGGCACCUGCUGGCGUUGGCAGCAGUGGCACCACAGACCAAAAGUACGUGAAGAUCGCCCCCUUGCCCAUUGCGGUGAGAGCAGUGGGCACGGGUGCCAGCCUUUUCAAAGCUGCACCCCUCAGGACUGCCAAAGCUUCCUCGGAGAGGAUGCGGGUCCACAAGUGCCUGUACCCCGGCUGUGAGAAGAUGUACACAAAGAGCAGCCACCUGAAGGCACACUUCCGACGACACACAGGAGAGAAACCGUACACCUGCAGCUGGCAAGGCUGCGGCUGGAGGUUUUCACGCUCAGACGAGCUGUCCCGUCACCGGCGCUCUCACUCGGGGAUCAAGCCCUACCAGUGUGGCAUGUGUGAGAAGAAGUUUGCCCGGAGCGAUCACUUAUCGAAACACACCAAGGUGCACCGCAGCCACAGGACCGUCCGGCUGUGCAGAACCACCAGCUAACCCACCCAAGGAAGCACGUUCUGCAGCGUGCCCACUCCGGAGACUACAAGGGUUAACAACUAGUGCACUUGCAUGGUCAACUUUUCUGGGUGUUUUUUGUUGGGUUUUUUUUCAUAGAUACAGUCAGCACUCGGUUAUCCGUUACCUAGAUACACGUCAGUCGCAUUUUACCACCUUGUAUUAAGAAUAAAAUCAAUCCCCAUUAUGUAUAUGUAACAAAUUAAUGCACUUCGCCAUCACACACGGUUUCCGACUCCGUCUCCAGUUGUCUGAUACAAAGCCCAUUUCUUCAAUGUUACAAUUUAUCUGAAUAUCCGUCACAGUCUGUCUUAUAUUGUGCAGUUACACAGCGCUUCCUCCAGUUUCACAUGACGAAAAUGCAGCCAGAACAAAGCGAACGAGACAAGCUAGGGUAAUGCAACAGUUCAUCAUUAAACAGUUCUAGAUACUGUGAUCUUUAGUUGCUUUUGUGCAUUUUCAUUUGCAAGUGAACUGUGACAGUAGGGCCUUAUCGAGCACUUUCUGCAAUUUUCAAUACGGACUACAAUUUUAAUUCUGGAAACAGUGUUUUUUUGUUUUAGUUUUUUUUUAUCUUGGUUUUGCUAAAUUGCAUUGCCUUUUACAUUUUAUGCAGUUCUGUGCAUGGAUAACAUUUAGAUUUCAUUUUGCUGUUAGGUCGUUAAUGGGAAAUGCUACAAUAAGUACCAGAUUUAAAAGUAUGUACUGUUACAGUCCACGUGUCGUCUCUCUAGUUUUGGCAAGUGAUAUUUUCAGAAUUGUACCGUUCUGAAUUUAAAUACUUCAUCUUCAAUGCAGUACAUUUAAAUGGAAGCCUGCGUAUUUUUAAAUGCAGUCCUUUCAACUAUGUAUUUGUGAUGUUUUUUUUUUUUUGUGUUCCCUGAAACGAUGCAACGGGCUAAAAUGAAAUAAUCAGAUAUGCGUCACACGCUGUCUCUCCCCCUCCCAACACCCAUUGUUUUGUUUUACCAGAGUGAAAAUGCUGCAUUCUUUCUGAAAUGAAAAUAAAUGUUUUACUGUUACAAUACCACUAAGAAACAAUUUAGAUAAACGUACAAUUCCUUUAUCUUGGAGUGUAUUUUUAGUCCUGUACGGUGAACCCGCCCCUUCCUCUUUUUAGUCUUGGUCUCCAUGGAAAUCAGCACACAAGGAUGCAUAGAUUUGUACUGAGGCGACCCACGCUUCAAGUGUGUUCUAUUAAAAAUAGACAUUGUGUGAAAAGACUGAGGAGAUCCGGAGGCAAGCGGUUUUGUCAAAUGAAAAGAGUGAAGAUUAAAAUGGAGGUGUGACUGUCAGAAGAAAUGUCAGUUGGAAGUGAGUGUAGUUAAUUAGUAAUACAAGUGAUGAUGCUAAUAAUAAUAUAAAAUAAGGAAACAGUAGAGAUCAGCUAAAGCACAAAAAGAAAGCACCCAGAAAAACAGAAAGCAUGAAAAAAAGAAAGGUACUGUUAAAAAGAAAGGUACUGUUAAAAAGAAAGGUACUGUUAAAAAGCCAUAGAAGGGGCAUCGCCAUGCUUGUUUUUCUUUCAGUACUGAACUUGGCUUGUAAAUUGCCAACUCCCUUUGUGUAACCAGACUGCCUGGUUGAAACCUAUUUGGGGUUCAUCAUUUUUUUGACUACCCUCACAGGGGCGUCAUCAUCAUCUUCAUCAUCAUCAACAUCAGCGACAGCGAAUGACAAGAAAGAAAACUAUGGCGUUUUAUAUUUGUUACAUAUUUUAAAAGACAGAUUUAAAUCACUUUUUUGAAGUGUUACGUUUACUUUGUCACAAUAAAAAGUAAGCUCUGAAAUCCAA